AUGGCGCGACCGACAGAAGGCUUCGAUUUGCAGCUAUACUUGGCGGCCUCUAGCCAUUCGGUAAGCGCCGCCCUCAUUCAAGAAUCUCCAAUUCUUAAACUAAUUUAUUUUGUUAGCAGAACUUUACAGGGCGCAGAAGAACGAUAUUCCCAGGUGGAGAAAGUAGCUCUCGCCUUAAUCACUGCAGCGAGAAGACUCCGACCGUACUUUCAAAGCCACCAAGUCGUUGUCCGGACAAACCAUCUAAUCGCUAAAAUUCUCCGAAAGCUGGAUCUCGCAGGCCGAAUGGUUGCCUGGUCGAUUGAAUUGUCAGAAUUCGGCCUCCGGUUCGAACCACAAGGUUCCGUCAAAGGUCAGCAUCUGGCCGACUUCGCAGCAGAACUCUCGCCGGCAAUCGUACCGCCCACAUGGACUUUAAGCGUGGACGGUUCCUCAGACAGAAAAGGAGGCGGUGCUGGAGUCGUACUUGAAGGGUCGGGCGGUCUACUUGUCGAACAGGCCAUAUCCUUCAACUUUCAACUCAACAAUAAUCAAGCUGAAUACGAAGCCCUAAUCAGCGGGCUACUUCUGGCAAUAGAAUUGGAGAUCGAACGUUUGAAAUGCCGAAUGGACUCACAGUUAGUCGUCGGACACAUUAAUGGCACUUUUCAAGUCAAAGAUAAUCAUCUGUUACGAUAUUAUCACAAGGUUAGUGAUUUGAUUACAUCAUUUGUCAUCUUCAGCAUUGCACAUGUACCCCGAACGCAAAAUUCUCGGGCAGAUCUAUUGUCUAAACUGACGCACAGUCGAGACAAAUCUCAGUUAACCUCGGUGAUCAGAACCGCCUUAGAUAAACCCCUGUUAGAAACAUGCUCCAUUGACCUUACCGCCCCGAAGACUGACUGGCGACAAGAAAUCAUACAGCUGAUGACUCAACAAGAGCAGGGCGGGUUCGUAAGCGCAUCCGAUGCUAAACGAAUCGCUCGGUACACAUUUGUCGGCCACGACCUUUAUCGCCGAGGGUACACUACCCCGUUGUUGAAGUGCCUAUCUACAGACGAAGGACAAUAUGUUAUUCAAGAGCUACAUCACGGAAUUUGUGGAACACAUUCAGUCAAGAAAUUACUUCGAGCAAAAAUCCUACGAGCUGGCUUCUACUGGCCCACCAUUGAAAGAGACUGUGCAGAUUUCGUACGAAGAUGCAUCUCUUGUCAGGCUCACGGACAAGACAUCCGGAUCCCUCCAUCAGAACUCUUGGGGAUCAUUCCCCCAUGGCCCUUUGCUCAGUGGGGAAUGGACAUCGCUGGCCCUUUGCCGGUCGGAAGCGGACAGCGCAAAUAUCUCCUGAUUCGGCAUCCCGCAGAAGCUUAUUACCGAUAA
This is a messenger RNA of Vigna radiata var. radiata (mung bean), 1359 nucleotides long. RefSeq lists its product as uncharacterized. Gene Ontology annotation, molecular function: RNA-DNA hybrid ribonuclease activity; nucleic acid binding. The record is from RefSeq and is a predicted model, not a curated record. The transcript has 2 exons. The coding region runs from base 1 to 1359 and encodes 452 amino acids. NCBI's taxonomy places the organism in Eukaryota, Viridiplantae, Streptophyta, Magnoliopsida, Fabales, Fabaceae.